AUGUCUAUCCUCAAAAUUGAUCCAAUUGUGAUUGUGGGCGCCGGCGUCUUCGGGCUCUCGACCGCCCUCGAGCUCAAACAGCGUGGAUACAAUGAUAUCACAGUCCUGGACCGAUAUACGCCUCCAGCAGUGGAUGGAAGCAGCGUAGACAUCUCUCGCAUUAUACGAAUUGACUAUGGUGACCCAGUCUAUUUCAAGAUGGCCCGUGAGGCCUACGAUGGCUGGAAAACAGAGUAUAAGGAUCAAUUCUACGAAUCUGGAUUUGCCCUACUAUCCGAGACAGCAAAUCACGAAUUGAUCACCAAAUCCCGGGAAACAAUUCUAGCUACUGGAGGCCACGUCGAAGACCUCCCACAUGCGACUGAGCUCCUGAAUUCCUACCCUAAUAUACCAUCCAAACUCGCCGGCCUUAGCGGAUAUCUCAACCGACGAGGCGGCUGGGCCAACGCUGCAGGCAGCAUUCAGCAGCUGGCUUCUCGGUGUAGCGUCGAGGGAAUCUCGAUCGUCUCUGGUCCUCGUGGUACGGUCACGUCACUGCGCAAGAAAGGUUUGCGUGUGGUGGGCGUCAACCUCUUUCAUGGAAAUUUCAUGCUCGCUUCAAGGGUUAUUGUUAGUACGGGCGCAUGGACAAAUCGGAUUCUGGACAUAGCCCACGCUGCUACGGGCUCAGGUCAUCCGGUCGGAAUGAUCCAGUUGACACCGGAUGAAGCUCGCUCUUUGGAAUCCACCCCGGUGAUAAUGAACCUGAGCAGCGGAAUCUUUUGCUUCCCGCCAACUCCGGGUUCAAACAUUCUCAAGCUUGCACAGCAUGGGUACGGCUUUGCAAACGAAGUUAUUAUCCAAGAUAGUGGGACCAGCAGGACUGUAUCUACUCCUAAGGUUGAUAGUAAUGUGCUGUCAGGGUAUCUUCCCGAGGACGCCGAUGAAGCCCUACGCGAAGGCUUGCGUCGAUUUUUCCCCAAGUUCGCUGAUCGACCGUGGAUGAAACGUCGAUUGUGCUGGUACACUGAUACUGUGAAGGGUGACUUUAUUAUCGAUGAUCAUCCGACGCUGCAAGGACUGUUUGUUGCUACUGGUGGCUCAGGACAUGGGUUCAAAUUCCUCCCAAUAUUGGGGAAGUAUAUCGUGGAUUGUUUCGAGGGUAAAGCAUCGGAGGACUUACGAGAGAAGUGGAGACUGCAUCCAUCGCCGGGGAACUCGUCCAAUAUUGCUAUGGAGGGUGAUGGAAGUCGGGCUGGUGCUCCAUUGCGAACACUCGCCAGUAUCGAAGUGGCCAAGUUGUAG
Molecule: messenger RNA, 1284 nt
Organism: Penicillium taxi
Lineage: Eukaryota; Fungi; Ascomycota; Eurotiomycetes; Eurotiales; Aspergillaceae
Product: NAD(P)/FAD-dependent oxidoreductase
Exons: 2
Coding region: 1-1284 (427 amino acids)
Molecular function (GO): sarcosine oxidase activity; flavin adenine dinucleotide binding; L-pipecolate oxidase activity
Source: RefSeq, a predicted model, not a curated record